This is a messenger RNA of Drosophila mauritiana, 1830 nucleotides long. RefSeq names its product acetylcholine receptor subunit beta (gene NtR). The transcript has 8 exons. Lineage: Eukaryota; Metazoa; Arthropoda; Insecta; Diptera; Drosophilidae. The coding region runs from base 1 to 1758 and encodes 585 amino acids. The record is from RefSeq and is a predicted model, not a curated record. Gene Ontology annotation, molecular function: extracellular ligand-gated monoatomic ion channel activity. Gene Ontology annotation, cellular component: membrane. Gene Ontology annotation, biological process: monoatomic ion transport.
AUGAACAACCUUAUCAAGGGCUCCUUGGCGACAUACUGCUGCCUGUGCCUGCUACUGGUACUGAAUGACCCAGCGGAAUCGGCACAACUGUCAACCAGAUUCAACGUGAGCUUCGCCCAGCUGGAUUCCUGCGAAACUUACUCGGUGUCGAAUACGGGCUAUGGCUACCGGAGGUUCUACAUGUUGCGCGAGCUGAGCAACAACAACAGGAAGGCCGGAGAGCGACUGCACUUGAAAUUCUACGUCCUGACCGCCAUGGAUGCGCACAUCCUACUCUCGGUGACGAAUCACCCGCGCCCAAAUGAUCGCGUUUACGAGAUCGUGAUAGGCGCCGGCGGAAAUACGUUUUCCGCAAUCCGGAAUGCCAUGGGAAUGAGGCGGGUGGCCACGAGUCAAGAGCCGAACUUGGUAUCGCUGUACGACCCGACGCCAAUUGAGAUUGUCCAAAACCAGAAUGGCGAGCUGUUUGUUUACAUACCCGGCUUCAAGAAGGAGCCCCUGCUCCACUUCAUCGAUGAAGCACCGCUGGUCAUCAACUAUCUGAGUUUCAGCUCCUUUGGGUCCAAUACGGCGCGGUGGUUCUUCGAUUGUGGCUUCGAUGGUUAUGGGUCGGAAAUUGCACCGAUAGUGAAGGAGGAAACGAAAACGGAAAAACUGCUAAGCCAGCUGAAUAUCCAGGCGGAAAAUGCCAGCAUGCCGGCCAAUCUCAGCUCCAUAUCGUUCCACUUUCAAACGCGAUCCCUCGCCUACGAGCAAACUAGUUCCUUGCUUCAGACCCGCAUGCACAUGAUGAUGCACUGGAGGGACAGUCGACUUGGCUGGAAACCCGAGGAUUUUGGCUCUCUGGAAUCCUUCGAGCAUCCUGACCUUCGUAUAUGGAAGCCGCGCAUGAACGUCCUCAACGGUGCCCUGCAAUCCGUGGGUCAGGUCCUCCAAUCCUACGAGCUGAUGGUCUACGCCAACGGAAGCAUCACCCUGUACGCUCAAAACCUCCAGCUGGCCAGUUGGUGUGUGGACAGUGCUCGAAACUGGCCAAGCGAGCGGGUGACUUGCGACAUCGAGCUGGGCCUCAUUGGCCAGGAGGGGCAGGAGAAUGUGGCGCUAAUCUACGAUGAUCAGCGCAAGCCGAUUGCGCCCAAUGAGCACGUGAACACGCCAUCCGGCUGGUCGUUCACGCAAAUGUCCGUGGUGCUGGUGGAGAACGACUCGCAGAGGCGGUACAGCCCCAAGGGAAUGAUGCAGAAAAUGACCGGCGAUGUGGCCAUUGAGUUCACGCUGCAAAGGAAUCGGAACUUCUACAUGACCGUCUUCUAUUUGCCGUUGAUUGCCUGCCAGAUGUUCGUGAUUUUGUCCUUUGUACUGCGUUCUACUCGUAGGAGUUCCCUCAUCCUCAUCGCCUUGUUGAUUGCCGCCUGGGGUUUAAUGUACAUGACCCGCCACGCCUCCCCGCACUAUGUGCCGCCCAUGAUGACUGCUUAUAAAGUCAUCAUGAUGGCCACCACCUAUUGCUACAUUCUGCACAUCUGCAUCAUAUGGCUGGAUCUAUAUCCACCCAGAUCGAAGGCUCCUGGCUGGCUGGUUACGUUGAUUAACUCCAACGUUCUGCGAUGUGUUCUCGGAUUGAGAUUUUCGGAUUCUAGCGACUAUUGCGACAUUCAGGAGAAUCCCUGGCACCAUAUGGCCAAGAUGCUGAACAACCUGAGUUCAGUCGUGACCAUUAUAACCUUUGCCAUCGUAGAUAUUACGAGUGGGUUUUGAAAAACAGAAUUUUUCUUUAUUGUGCAAUUGAGAGAAUAUUAAUGGUUCUUAAAUAAAUAAGAAGUAAACAGA